Molecule: messenger RNA, 673 nt
Organism: Capsaspora owczarzaki ATCC 30864
Lineage: Eukaryota; Filasterea; Ministeriida; Capsasporidae
Exons: 5
Coding region: 92-622 (176 amino acids)
Biological process (GO): protein dephosphorylation
Cellular component (GO): cytoplasm
Molecular function (GO): acid phosphatase activity; non-membrane spanning protein tyrosine phosphatase activity
Source: RefSeq, a predicted model, not a curated record
UCUUCACUUUUCCAUCUCUCCGUACUCAUCGUCUGAAAUCUGAAAGAACACACACACUAACACACAUUAACACACAUUAACACACCCAUCGAUGAGCGACUCGAAGGGCAUCUUGUUUGUCUGCUUUGGGAACAUUUGCCGUUCGCCGAUGGCCGAGGCGCUCUGUGCACACCUGCUUCGGGCGUCAGAGCAAGUGGAGCAAACCGCAUCUGCAUCAACACAGCCGCACUCGCGGUCGCUGCGGUGGUUUGUGGGCUCGGCAGCCACCUCCGAUUGGAACGACGGCCAGCAACCCGAUCCACGGACAUUUAAAAUCUGCCGCCACCACGGCGUCUUCCUCUCGCACGUCUGUCGACAGGUCGUCGAGGAUGAUUUCGAUCACUACGACUUCAUCCUGGCCAUGGACCGAGAAAACUACAAGUAUUUGCAGACAAUGAAGGCUGGCUCGUCCAAAGGCGCACGACUUGAACUGCUGGGCGAUUACGACCCUAAAGGCGUUCGUGAGAUUCUGGACCCGUUUUAUGGCGAUGAACAAGACUUUGAAAAUGUGUAUCAGCACAUAUUGCGAUGCCUAAAGCCAUUUUUGACAAAGCACUGCAAUCGUCCGUUUGUGUUUCAAUAAAGUCGGCGGAUGGCCAAGGCUCCGUUUUUCACUCUGUUGUUACUUCAACAC